Messenger RNA from Tachysurus fulvidraco (yellow catfish), 2596 nucleotides. It is a transcript of the gene fblim1, whose product is annotated as filamin binding LIM protein 1. Gene Ontology annotation, cellular component: stress fiber; focal adhesion. The transcript is spliced from 10 exons. Gene Ontology annotation, molecular function: filamin binding. Gene Ontology annotation, biological process: cell-cell adhesion. The coding region runs from base 444 to 1541 and encodes 365 amino acids. NCBI's taxonomy places the organism in Eukaryota, Metazoa, Chordata, Actinopteri, Siluriformes, Bagridae. The record is from RefSeq and is a predicted model, not a curated record.
UAAAGAAUCAUUUUAGUGAUUCGACUCUUUCACAUUCAGCACGUGUAACCGCCCUGUCGUUGAUUCAUUUCCCCUAAGUGUUUUGUUCCUCACAGAUUACAGGUUUAAUUCAACUGCUUGACUGUGCAGCUGCUGAUGUUAUCAACACAUCUUGACGACAUGAGAGCGACAACAGCAGAGUAGAACCCCAAGAAAAGACAAAGAGAGAGAGAGAGAGAGGAAAAGAAAGAGACGGAGAGAGAGACAGAGAGAGUGCGACUUGUCCUUCAGCGGUGUACCAUAGAAGGUGGUUUGUGGGUUUGGGCUUCUGUUAUGGAUCUGCAGUAACGUGCUGUCUGGGGGCGGGACAUCCCCUCGCUCAUCUAUUAAUCAUCUUACACUAGCCAAUCACAGGGUUUUAUGAGCUCCUGUAUGUAGUAAAGGUCGCUCUUUAGAAAAGCACCAUGACGUCUGCUGUCCCACCGAAGAGGAUGGUGUCCUCUGUCUUCAUUACUCUGACAUCUCCAUACAGGGCCACGGUCACUCCCACGCCGCAGAUCACGCAGCACUCGGCCGUCCCAGUCAGUCCCACCACCGCACACACUAAGCCCUCCGCUUCCUCCACCUCGGCCCUGGAGUCGGGACACGGCGCCUCCUCGGCUGAAGCUCAACCCAGUACUCUGGAGCUCCGCAAAACACACAGCAACAAACCUGACAGUACACACACACCAUACAGAGCCAAGAGAGAGGAGAAACACUCUGAGGGGUUCUUCCUUCCUCCACCCCCUGCAUCUCUGGGCUCUUCUGAAGCCCCGCCCCUUCCUCUGCCUCCUCCACCACCCAGCUGCCCCUUUUCUGACCCCAACCACGAGCCACCGGCCUCCAUACGCAAGGUGUGUGUGGAGAGAGCGCCUCCUGCUGGUCAGAGUCAGAGCCAGGUGACUGCAGGAGCUCACACCGAGGAGGGGAUUACACCAGAUGUGUGUGGCUUCUGUCGUAAGCCCGUGGCUGUCAGCGAGCCGGCGAUUGAGGCGUUAAACAGGACGUACCACAGUAACUGCUUCCAGUGCCGACAGUGUCGCACUGCUCUCGCUGGGAAAACCUACUACAACAAGGCCGGGAUCCCUCUGUGUGAGGACUGCUACCAGGCCAGUUUGGAGCCGUGCUGGGCGUGCGGUGAGGUGAUUAAAGAUCAUGUGAUCCGAGCGCUGGAACGAGCCUAUCACCCACCCUGCUUCGUGUGCACCACCUGCAGGCAGCCAAUCGGAGAGCAGCGUUUUGCCCAGGGGGAGGUGGGGGAGGUGUACUGCCUGCACGACUACUACAGGAAAUACGCACCUGAGUGCAGUGUGUGUGGAGAGCUGAUAAUCCCAAGAGAAGACGGGACGGACAGCUACACAGUCGAGUGUCUUGGACGAUCUUUUCAUGAGGACUGCUACCGCUGUGAGCUGUGUGCGAUGCUUCUCUCCCCGGAGCCCAAUGAACACGGCUGCCACCCACUGGACGGACAGAUCUUGUGCAAACCCUGCCAUCUGUCUCAGAUCCAGACGACUCAGCACUGAUCCUGCUACGUGAGGCUUCACGCCAAAGCACCACAGACCCGAUCCACGCUGCAAGAAAAUGAACAAUAGUUUCUGUCCUUAUGCCCAAUGUUCUCGUCCAAAAACACUAGAGCUUCGAUUCUAACACACUUUAUGUGAGGAAAAAAAAGAUUAAUGUGGAUUAAUGUACCAAAAUCCACCAGAAACACCAAAUAUCUCUCUCUCUCACACACACACACACACACACACACAGCUUGUCAGAAACACAUUCAACUGGAAAAUAAAAACAGCUAUAAUAAAACGCUUAACAUGGAAUGUGUUUAAACAAUUUUACAAGAUGAGACAAGUAACAGUUUAGCUUCUACAGGCUAAUUAACUAGCGCUGCAACUCAUAUUGUCACUGAUUAAAGGAAUCAUUUGUUUCAGUUUACAGUUUAGUAGCGAUUUAGUCAUUCCUCAAUAAUUCAGUUGUAAAUAAACACCACUAUACUGAUCUUAACGGUCCUUCGAGAAAUGAUGCCCACUGAGUCCAAAUACAGACAAUCAGCCAAGACGUGUCCACUGUCUGAAAUGUGCCUUUUUCAUUCUGUGCUGAAGCUACAGGGCUAAUAUUCAGCUAAUAGCUUUAGCAUUAGCAGUGUACAGUAGCCUGACUGGUUAUUCAUGGAAGUUUGUUUAAUUUUUCAGCUAAAACUUUUCUUUCAUUGCGUCUAGAAUGAUGAUUGUAUAAAAACUGCAGUACUGGGAAAAGAAUGCUGGGAAAAAUUGCUUCCUCCUCCUCUUCUUCUUUUUUUUUCCAAACAAUGAUUCCUUCAAUGUUAGCAUAUUUUUAUAUUUAGACUCAUUGCGGUUUCCUCAUUUCCUUUCAUUUUAUAGACGAUGUAACAGAACGUAUAUCAAACAUAUCCAGUGUAGUCAAAAUUAUUUUGCACUCUUUGUGUAAUCCGGUGCACCAAAGAUAUUUAUUCUACAUUAAACCAGAUUCCUGUUUUAUGUAGCACAGAUAUUGAAACCUAUGAAAAUGUUUUUUUUUUUCCUAAACAAUGGGAGAAAAUAAACUGAUAUGUGCCACAUUG